This is a messenger RNA of Patella vulgata (common limpet), 2700 nucleotides long. Its product is annotated as zinc finger protein SNAI2. Gene Ontology annotation, molecular function: DNA-binding transcription factor activity, RNA polymerase II-specific; RNA polymerase II cis-regulatory region sequence-specific DNA binding. The transcript is spliced from 2 exons. Bases 308 to 1642 code for a protein of 444 amino acids. Gene Ontology annotation, biological process: regulation of DNA-templated transcription. NCBI's taxonomy places the organism in Eukaryota, Metazoa, Mollusca, Gastropoda, Patellidae. The record is from RefSeq and is a predicted model, not a curated record.
CUAGAGGCGUGGCUUAAUCCUUAACAGCUGCGUGUGAUUGGCUAACAGGAUGAAAGGAACUUAGUAGCAUUUGCUGAUUGGCUAGAUCGGACAUGAAUGAUAUGGUUAAAUAGAAUAGUUAAUAAAGAGGUGGUAUUUAUAACUAACAAGUUAUACAUGGUUUAGUGUUGUGGAUAUCCUUCUACAGAGUCACAUGUUUUCCUACUAUUGAUACAUGUUGAGCCCGUAUAAAAUCAGGUCAUAUAACGAACGCAGUCACCUUGUGAAACGUCUAGGAUAUAUAGGAUAACUGUUUAACCCUGACAAGAUGCCUCGCGCUUUCUUAAUCAAGAAACGCGAUAAAAGUGAGUCGGAAACGCAAAUCUUCAAUCCAAGAUCGGAUAAUCCUCCGGCAGCAGCGGAUGUGGAAGAAGAUGAAGAAACUAUUAAUGUUACCGAUACUGAUGACACGCCGAUGGAAGUUACGGAAUCUAACUUAAAAUCAAAUGAGGCAACUUUAUCUCCUAAAGUUUUGGUGGAAGAGAUGCCGAAACCUGUGGUGACCCCGGUGCCACGCUUGUCACCCAUACAACAGAAGAGAGAUAUGUAUUUGACAGGUCGAUCGAUGGAAGGAAUAAUAAAACAGACUAUAGUAAAACCCAUACCAGAGCGACCAAUGAUUCCGGUGUCACUUCAUCUCCCGCCAACACCAGAUUGUCACAGAAGACUCUCACCGCAUUCACCUGCUGAUCUAGAUCGCAGAACCGGAAGUCUGAGUCCUGUCGAUAGUCCCAGUUGUAGUCCACCAGAGCCUGCUCGAUUCCACGAUCCAUUCCCAUGGCAACCUCCACUUAUCUCUAAUUUACACAGUCACCCAUUUUUACCGUUCCGCUUCUUCAGUGGAUUCCCAUCACCCCCAUUGCCAAGAAACCUCAACGAUUCAACGCUGGGAUUUAGGCCAUAUGCAGAAGUCUCGUCAGCUUUCAAAGGACCACAACUCUUGCCACCGCCAACGUAUCUUCCGGCGGGAAUGCGUUAUCCAAUGAACUUUCCCCAGUCUCCUAAUGACACUCGAAAACUUUUCGACGAUAGACGAAUGGACUUAGAUUUCAGUGUUAAAAUGGCUAAAGCACCAUUUGAUAACGUUUUGAACUAUUCGGUGGUGACAGAACGCCCCGUUCCGGAAUUAGAACUCACGGAGAAAAAGAAAAGUAAAGAAAACGAACCUAUUCGAUAUCAGUGCGAUUCUUGUAAAAAGAGCUACUCGACGUUUAGCGGUUUAUCUAAACACAAACAAUUUCAUUGUGCCUCGCAGAUUAAGAAAGAAUUCAACUGUAAAUACUGUGAUAAGACGUACGUGUCUCUGGGAGCUUUAAAAAUGCACAUAAGAACUCACACAUUACCCUGUAAGUGUAAAUUAUGCGGUAAAGCUUUUUCUCGACCUUGGUUAUUACAAGGUCAUAUCAGGACUCAUACUGGCGAGAAGCCAUUUUCUUGUCAACAUUGUGGUCGUGCUUUUGCUGACCGCUCCAAUCUAAGAGCACAUCUUCAGACCCAUUCAGAUGUUAAGAAAUACAGUUGUCGAAGCUGCAGCAAAACCUUUUCCAGAAUGUCGUUAUUAUUGAAACAUGAAGAUGGUUGUUGUGGCACAGUUGUUCAUUAAAACUUUAAACGUGAUCAAAACAUUAUUGUGAAGAACAUAAACUAGACAUGACUACAAUUAAAUAUAUCAAAUUUAAAUUUGAAAUCGAAGGACACAACUUAUAUAUUUAUUUAGGUGUUAGUUUUUGUAAGGUGCCAUUUUAAAAGAAACAGUCAAAUUGUUAUUUAUUUUUAUUUCCCAAUUUUUAUUUAUUUUUAUGUGUGUUCUUGUCAAAUCAGUAUUCAACAUUUCUGUCUCUUGUCCAUUUAAUAAAUGUUAUUUGUGAUAUUAUACUUAUGAUUUGAGUAACGUUUAGCUUUUUCUAUACCGUUACUCAUUUUAAAACGAAUUUAGUCAAUACUUUAAUUCGUACCAUUGGAACUUACAUUGCUCUGCUAUUACAGAGACUGUUUCAAUUUGUUAUUAUGAAUUAUACUUCUAAUCUGAGUAACGUUUAGUCCUUUCUAUACCGUUACUCAUUUUAGACUACUUCAAUUUGUUAUUAUGAAUUAUACUUCUAAUCUGAGUAACGUUUAGCCUUUUCUAUACCGUUACUCAUUUUAACGAAUUUAGUUCCCUGCCCCCCCCCCCAUUUAUUUGUGCCAUUGGAACUUACAUGUCUCUACUAUUACAGAGACUGUUUGAAUUUGUUUUUAUGAAUUAUACUUAUAGUCUGAGUAACGUUUACUUUUAUAUAUACCGUUACUCAUUUUAAAAUGAAUUUAGUCGCCCCCACCCCCCCAUUAAUUCGUGCCAUUGGAACAACCAUUUCUCUACUAUUACAGAGACUGUUUCAAUUUGAUAUUGUGAAUUAUACUUCUAAUCUGAGUAUUUCUAUACCGUUACUCAUUUUAACGAAUUUAGUCCCCCACCCUCUCCCAUUAAUUUGUGCCAUUGGAACAUAGAUACUAUCACAGAGACUGUUUCAAAUUGUUGUUAUGAAAACUUCCCCUUUUUGCUUUAUACAUAUAUUGAAACUAUUUCAUUUGUUAUUAAAUCAAUAUUUUGUUGAAUCAGUGAUGAAUACUCUAAAUAUUUAUUAUGUAUAUUAAAGACUUACAUUAGACCGUUGCAGUCAA